This is a messenger RNA of Aspergillus niger, 798 nucleotides long. RefSeq lists its product as uncharacterized. The transcript is spliced from 3 exons. The coding region runs from base 1 to 798 and encodes 265 amino acids. The record is from RefSeq and is a predicted model, not a curated record. NCBI's taxonomy places the organism in Eukaryota, Fungi, Ascomycota, Eurotiomycetes, Eurotiales, Aspergillaceae.
AUGCCUCUGUCAACCUUGACACGACGCAGCGGACGGACGGGACGGCGCUGGGUAAGAUGCAGUAGCAGUAGGAGCCACAGAUUCCGAUCCCGGCCUUCCAACGCCUCUGUCAAUCCCUUGGCACGACGCAGCGGACGGACGGGACGGCGUGAGUUUCUCAGUCUAGCCAUCUCAAUCAGCCGCGCCAGUGAGAUACAGACCGACCGACUGACCGAGCAAGGAACAUUAGCUGGGGGAUAUCAUCGAUUUCCCGAUCUGGCCUUCCGCGCGGCUGUCAAGCUUGCUAUUGGCACCUGCGAUGGACGGACGGACGGGCAUGGUGUUCUCGGUUCUAGUGUUGCAAAAGUCGGUUGGUUUAGAGCCGUGGUGUCCAAGUCCAAGCGAAAGAACGAUGUUCAGCAACAAAGAGCAUAUCGAAGAUGCGAUGUUGCUGAAACACGCGAUAAAUACUUAUCAUGCCUGAAGGCAUGCUCAUCAGCUCACUGGUUUCCAACCUUCAAGUCCGCGAUGACGGAUAAUAUCAUAAGUAUAAAUCAUUCAUCGCACCCAGACAUGAACCCACUCGCCGCAGAUAUUGCUGCUUUAUCUGAGGAAUUCCAGGUGCUGCUCUACUAUGGCGAUGCCCGCCGCCAGGCAGGAAGCUAUAUCAAAGACAAGCUUACAAAAAGACACGAGAUCUUCAAAGGCGGGUUGGCGAGCGCACGUACUAUUGUGGUGACCUCGUACCAGACAUGGGAGGCACGCCAUGGCCCCCAAGCGGUAAAAGCUUGCCUGCCGGUUAAAGAAGAUGCCAAUUGA